AUGGCGCAGCCACGACUCGUCUCUCUCGCCUUCUUCGUCGCCGUCCUGAUCUCAGGCGCCCACUCCACCACCUUUAACUUCAAGAACAACUGCCCCGACCCUGUUUGGCCUGCCUCGCUGAACGAUUCCGACAAAGGUGCUCUUUCCCAGACCGGAUUCCAGCUGGACAGUGGCGCCUCGUUUUCGCUGGAUGCGCCACCCGCAUGGGGAGGCCGGCUGUGGGCUCGGCACAAAUGUUCCACCGACUCGUCCGGUAGAUUCUCGUGCCUCUCCGGGGACUGCGGCACUGGGCAUGUGGCGUGCAAUGGGGCUGGAGGAGCGUCGCCGACCACGCUCGUCGAGUUCACCCUGCAGGGCGACGGAGGCAAGGAUUUCUACGACGUGAGCUGCGUCAACGGCUUCAACGUGCCGGUAUCGGUCGUUCCCAGCGGGGGGUCAAACUGCGACAGCACGUCGUGCCGGACGAACAUCAACGCGCGGUGCCCCACGGAGUUGCAGAUGCUGGCGCCGGACGGGAGCUUGGUGGGGUGCAAGAGCGCAUGCUUAGCCUUCGACACGAACGAGUACUGCUGCAUGGGCCAGUACGGUCGCCCGGACACAUGCAAGCCCACCAGCUACUCCAAGAUGUUCGAGGAUGCGUGUCCUCCAGCUUAUAGUUAUGCUUAUGAGGACAAGAGCAGCACCUUCACCUGCGUGGGGGCUAAUUACGAUAUCACCUACUGCCCUUGA
Molecule: messenger RNA, 729 nt
Organism: Musa acuminata AAA Group (dessert banana)
Lineage: Eukaryota; Viridiplantae; Streptophyta; Magnoliopsida; Zingiberales; Musaceae
Product: thaumatin-like protein 1b
Exons: 3
Coding region: 1-729 (242 amino acids)
Biological process (GO): defense response
Cellular component (GO): extracellular region
Source: RefSeq, a predicted model, not a curated record